AAACUAAUGUUGUUUGAGUCUAAGCUUGCUCAAAUUUAUUGAAAAAUCAGCGUUUACUACAGCAAAGGAUUCUAAGUAACAGUGAAAACAAGAAUGAGCUGACAGCCAGCCAGUAUGGUUAUGAGAAAUAGUAGAAAUUUGAUCAAAUAUCUAGUUGCUGGAGGAGUAACCCUUUCCAGUUUGGAAUAUUUGCGAAGACAUGAUUUUAAUUUAUCGUCCAUUGGUCUGGUUAGGUUUGGGAGAGCCUUCGCAGUAGCAAUCAAUGUAUUCAUUGACUAUAAAGUGUCUAUGUAUGGUGUUGAUAGUCAACAAGAGGAUUACCAAGAACUUAAAAACAAGAUUCACUUAAGAUCUGCUGUCAAACUACGUACAUUAUGUUGCGUUAAUGGAGGAGUCUUCAUCAAGGUUGGUCAGUAUGUUGGUGCGUUGGAGUAUCUGUUACCUAAAGAGUAUGUAGAGACCAUGAAAGUGUUGCACAAUGAUGCCCCCCAGUCAUCAUUACAAGACAUGUGUAAAGUAAUAAAAGAAGACUUGGGAAAAGAUGUUGGGGAAUUAUUUACUAGUUUUUCUGAGAAGCCCAUUGGAGCAGCAUCUCUGGCACAAGUACAUAAAGCUACAUUACAUGAUGGAACAACUGUUGCUGUCAAAGUUCAACAUGCUGAUGUCCAGAAGCAUUCAUAUGUGGAUAUGAAAACUAUGGAGUUUCUACUUCAUAUUGCUGCAAGAUUGUUUCCUGAGUUUCGCAUAGUGUGGCUAGCAGAAGAGACCAAGAGGAAUUUACCAAGAGAACUGGAUUUCAUUCUUGAGGGACAAAACUGUGAGAGAGUGGCCAGAAUGUUUGCACAGUUCAAAUUUCUAAAGGUGCCUAAGGUGUACUGGAGUUUGACUACCAAUCGUGUCCUUACAAUGGAGUUCUGUGAAGGCGGAAAAGUUGAUGAUAAAGAAUAUAUGAAGCAGCAUGAUAUAGAUGUAGAUAAGAUAUCAAAAGAUUUAGGAAAGUUGUACAGUGAGAUGAUAUUUGUGCAUGGCUAUGUACACUGUGACCCACAUCCUGGCAAUAUUUUUAUUCAUAAAACACUACAAGGUCAACAAGAAAUCGUAUUACUGGACCACGGACUCUAUCAAGUGAUGACUGAUGAUUUCCGUCUAAACUAUGCAAUGAUGUGGCAGAGUUUGAUCAAUGCUGACAUUGAAGGUAUCAAGAAAUACAGCGAAGCAUUAGGUGCUGGUCAGCUGUAUGGUCUGCUUGCCUGUGUGUUAACAGCUAGGUCCUGGAAUGCUGUCACAACUGGCAUUGGUGAAUUGGAACAGACAGAUGCAGAGUCGGAUGAGAUCAAGGAGUAUGCUACUGUUUACUUGCCACAGAUAUCAGAACUACUCAACAAUGUACCUCGUCAGAUGUUACUAUUGCUGAAGACCAAUGAUCUGCUACGUGGUAUCGAAUGGACACUCCAGACACGUGCAAAUGCAAGCUCGUUCAUCAACAUGUCACGAUGCUGUGUCAGAGCUUUAAGUAAUCACCAGUUGAAAAGUUGUGACAGCUGGGUUUCCCGUACUAAAAUACGAGUGAGAGAGAUGUUCACCCAGCGCAAGAUUGAUUUAUAUGAAAUGUAUAUGUGGUUGAGAACUACCUAUUUUGGAUCUUUGAUAUUUCAACUUUUUUACGGCCCACAGAAACCUGUUCCAGUUUUCAGUGGAUUCUAACCCCAAGUGCAAUAUGAUCUCUGUGGCAGUGCAUGGUAUUCUUUGAGGUAUUUUC
Molecule: messenger RNA, 1759 nt
Organism: Saccoglossus kowalevskii
Lineage: Eukaryota; Metazoa; Hemichordata; Enteropneusta; Harrimaniidae
Product: aarF domain-containing protein kinase 1-like
Biological process (GO): mitochondrion organization; lipid homeostasis; protein phosphorylation
Cellular component (GO): mitochondrial inner membrane
Molecular function (GO): ATP binding; protein kinase activity
Source: RefSeq, a predicted model, not a curated record